Molecule: messenger RNA, 1773 nt
Organism: Lachancea lanzarotensis
Lineage: Eukaryota; Fungi; Ascomycota; Saccharomycetes; Saccharomycetales; Saccharomycetaceae
Gene: NBA1
Product: LALA0S02e09692g1_1
Exons: 1
Coding region: 1-1773 (590 amino acids)
Source: RefSeq, a predicted model, not a curated record
AUGACAAUGAACACUAAUUCGAAGAGAUUGUCGGCCAUGAUCGACUCUCUUCACACUGACAAGGAUGAUGAUCUCUUCUACGUCCAAAAAACCACAAGUGCCAAUACAGGAAACAGUGGCACAUCGUCGCUGGACAGUCUUCCGAAACCUCCUGCGGCUCAUUCAAAUGUUGCAAGUGAAAGAGGCUUGACAAGUCCCAAUUUCAAAUUUGGCAGUCCUGGAAAUCGGGAGAGUCUCAUCUCAGACUACUCAGCAAGUAUCCAUGAGGGGGUUCCGGUGUACCUGAAUCAAAAAACGUACAACACACGCGAUGAUCGGCCUGUCAUCUACUCAGCAGUCAAUUUUCCACUUUCAGAAGAAACUGUGGCCCAAAAUGAAGAGAUACCGUACCAACAGGAGAAAAAGAGCCCCAAUGAUCUAGAAGGACUUCGCGCACCUUCUCCAAAUGUUAACGUGGCAAGAGACCAUGGUCCAAAAGGGAACACCACUUUAAAACUAUCAGCAACGCAACAUUUUCAUCACAAGAAGAAUUCGACGGUUGGAUCAGGCAACAUGGCUAGCGAGAGUGGCCACUCUCACAAUAUUUCCGAUGCACACAGCUCUUUGAAGUUUGUCAACCAAGAACAACUAUCACCAGCUAACAGGAACAUCGAAAGUGAACAAAUUCAGGUUGGCGAAACAUUGCGUAACAAUGAAACCCUUCCCUUGGAGAGCAAAACCGAUGACGUACACAAGUCUCAGUCACCUGCUCGCUCAUCCACAAUCAAAUCAAUCCCAAGCUCAGUACGAGACGCAAGUGACACACAAUCUCUAGUGUCUAGUAUAGUGCCCUCUCUACGAACACAUCUUCCCACAGAACGGACACAAGCUAUGCUUCCCGAUCGCUCGCAAAGCUCUGACUACAAUCCAUCAAUUCCGCCCAGAAGCCGAAAUCGUCCAAAAUCUCACCUUUUUAUCAAAAACGGGCUUGACGACAUUCAAAGUCAAUUACAGGAGCAAAUGGCACUUGAUCAUUCGCGAAGCACGUCUCGAACAAGUACCAACAAAUCUAGCAGUUACUUUUCCGCCAUUGAUCCCGCCAGCAGAUUUAAUAUGGAUGAUUAUGAAGACGGUGAUGAAGACCAAUUUGGUAAACCUGAUGACGAUGAUAGCUAUCUACACAGACCUCUCCCCACCGUUCCUGCAAAUCAUCAGAAAGGAUCCAUCGACCGGAAUGAAACCAUUUUGAUCUCGCCAGCUCCUGAAUCGAACCCACAACCACCACGCAUGCCGAGUUUUCCUCCUUCGUUGCCUAUCUCCCGUGACAGCGAAUCCAUACUGAACACUAAGAAAGAUCUUUUGGAGCAGGACCCACCAACCAUCGACGGCAAUGAUGACGACUACGAAGAUAUACCUGAUGAAAACUCAACUGAAUCCGGUGUACCUCCCAUUACAACCACAGGAAAAGCCUCUAAAAACAGAAGAAGUGCUCCUGAUGGACCCAGACCGAAAUCGCAUGGAAAUCGCCGCGAAAAGCGGAAGAGUCGGGAUGGUAAACGUGAGGUUCGGUCUUUCGAUAUUGAUACCAUUGCUCAAAUGCUGGACGUUACAAAGGGGACAAUGAUUGGAUCGGAAUUUGCCGAUCUGGGAAUGCAAACGGAGGAGAAAAGGGCUUUGGAACGACUUGUGGACUCGCUUUCGAGACUCACGGCCGAUAUGGUCAUCGACCCAAGACGUUUUCGAGAGGGCAUGAAAAGAUUGGAUAAGGCAACAAGAGCACUGGAGGGGUUUUAA